Messenger RNA from Gigantopelta aegis, 1423 nucleotides. RefSeq names its product zinc finger protein 83-like. NCBI's taxonomy places the organism in Eukaryota, Metazoa, Mollusca, Gastropoda, Neomphalida, Peltospiridae. Gene Ontology annotation, biological process: regulation of transcription by RNA polymerase II. The record is from RefSeq and is a predicted model, not a curated record. The coding region runs from base 211 to 1338 and encodes 375 amino acids. Gene Ontology annotation, molecular function: DNA-binding transcription factor activity; RNA polymerase II cis-regulatory region sequence-specific DNA binding. The transcript has 2 exons.
CUGACAGUGCUCACACUGAGCUGGAGGAUUUUUCUUUAAGAUAAAUGAAUGGGUCAAUACUUCUCUUUAAAUACUACAACUUUGGAGACGCACACAAAGAAAAAAUGAAAAGCAAAUGUUCCGUACAGGCUGGUUUCGAAAAGACGCGUGACGAAACAAGACAUUGUGCAACAGGUCAAAGUGUAAAAGGUCCUCUGGUUUACAACACAUAUGUCUAACAGUGACCAUAGAUGUGUUGAACGUGAGGUCUUGUCAACACAUUGUGAAACCAACCGUGAUAUGAAAGAACAAACAUCAACACAUUCUUGUGAAAAACCUUUUCAAUGUGGGAUGUGUUUAAAGUGUUUCUCUUACAAGUCUUACAUUAAGCGCCAUAUGUUGUCCCACACUGGCGAAAAACCAUAUCAGUGUGAGGUGUGCAGAAAGUGUUUUCGUCUGAGCAUUUCCUUGAAAAAGCAUGCUUUGAUACACACUGGUGUUAAGAACUUUACAUGUGAAGUAUGUGCAAAAUGUUUCAUGCACAUUUCCAACUUCAAAAGACAUAUGAUCAUCCACAGUGGAAUUAGACCUUCCAAAUGUGAUAUCUGUGCAAAAUCUUUCUACACGAGUUACGAUUUGAAGAAACACAUGUUGACCCACACUGGAGUGAAGAACUUCAAAUGCCAGGUGUGUGGGAAAUAUUUCUCUCAGAGUUGCUCCUUGAAAAGACAUACGAUGAUUCACACUGGUAUUAAGAGGCCUUUUAAAACGUUCAAAUGCGACACGUGUGUAAAAUCCUUUUCUCGACGUUCCACCUUGAAACAGCAUAUGAUGCGUCACACUGGAGUGAAGAAUUUCAAAUGUGAAGUGUGUUCAGAAUGUUUUUCUCACAGUUCCACAUUGAAGAACCAUAUGUUGGUUCACACCGGCGUUAAAUCUUUCAAAUGCGACACGUGUGCAAAAUCUUUUUCUCGGUAUUCCACCCUGAAACUGCAUAUGCUGGUUCACACUGGAGUGAAGAAUUUCAUAUGUGAAGUGUGUGCAAAACGUUUCUUGCUUCAUUCCCAUUUGAAAAGACAUAUGGUAAUUCACACCGAUGUCAGACCUUUCCAAUGUGACGUGUGCGCGAGAUGUUUCUCUGACGUCUGCAACUUCAGACGACAUAUGUUGACGCACACAGGUGUUAAGCCUUUCGCGUGUGAGGUGUGUGAAAAGCGAUUCUCUCAGAGGUCCAGCCUCAAAAACCACAUGUUCGUGCACUCUGACGUUAAGCAUUUCAAAUGUGAGUUGUGUGCAAAACCUUUCUUUCAAAAGAGACUUUUGAAAAGACACAUGGGCACUCAUACUGGUGCUAAGUGACAAGAUUUCUAGCCCCAUUCCCAUGGCUAAUGAUAUUCAAUAUUGGGCUAGUAAAUAACUACAAUUACCAUGCCCGACUGCUAGU